GUUCAAUUUAAGGAUGGAUUUGGAAUGGAUGUGGCAAUUCGGCGACAGGCCGCCAUGUUGAUCUCAUUGUCAAAGUUGCUAAGUUGAAAAGCCGUCAGGAAAUCAGCAUUGUUCAACAAAUAUAAGAGAUUUUCAAUAUCAAACCAUUUCGCAGUAAUCCUGAAGCACUAAAAAGGUAAGGCAGGCAAGUCUGUGUCAUUUACAGUGGAAAUACCAAGUUCGUUUCCAUCAAAAUAAAUUGUGCUCUCAUGUAUACAGUUAGUCGAAUGUCCGCCAGUUACCGAUUAUGUAGUUCGAAUUUAAAGUACGCGAAAGACUCCCAGUAGUUUGUGUCGUGAGUAAUGAAGUCACAUGCAGUUUAAAGUAUUUUAAGUAGUAUUGGAAAUAUCGUUUAACCAGCAAGAUGCAGCUGCACAUUUUCUUUUUGAAGUGUUUAAAUGGUAACAGAGAAGUUGGCAGCUCUUCUCAGGUAAGAUCAACGCUACAACAAAGGCUACAACGGUCCCAAAUCAAUGAUUAAACAUAUGUUUCUACGUAAUGUUUAAGCUUUUUAUUGUUUUUCAUCAGGACUGGUUGAUUUGCUUCAGCUUUCCUACUCAUGUUCAAAUGGUUUCACUCGCCAUUGCUUUCCUUUCAUCACUCAUCUUCAUUUUUACGCCCUUAGAAACACGUUGUCUUCAGAUCAGCCAGCACCCAACUAAAAGACCUGCAACCGAUCGUUGUGGCCCUUUUAGUCCUCAUUGACUAGUACUAAAUAUCCCUUAACCCCCUGCUAACAUGUGCUCUAUCACGGAUAUUAACUCUUUAAUUCCCGCAGGAUUACGAUUUGGUAGGUAUGUCAGUGUGAAAUUAUCUUCAAACCCACAAUUCCUAAUAGUUUGCUGCAGGUAAGUUAGAAACCAAUCGAAGUUGGGAGGGUUUAGGGCCUUUUCCUUGUUCCUUCUCCAUGCUUUAGUCAUUCAGUCACAACAACUAUCACCAGAGCUGAAAAGGUUUUCCACUAUUCAUUGCCAGUAAAGUAUUCCCUAACAAGUCGUUUAUUCUCAGUUGGAAUUAUGCCGGUGGUGGAUUCGGACGACUCCCGGAGCGGGUCGUCUAGCAAUGAAAGCGAUAAUGAGGAAGUCAGAAGUCGCAACAAUACCAGAUCGCCUAGUGGAUCUAGUCGCCCUCAAAGUCCUGCCAGUGGGCCUCAAACCCCUAGAAGCAACCGAUCAAGGAACCGCGAGUCUGGCAGUCGGUCACGGUCGACGUCUCCUAAGAGUCCACUGAAUGUGCAUGCGUCUGAAAAUGGGCCCCAAAGUCCCAAAUCGCCUAGCCCGGACGGGAUCAGAAGCAGAUCCAACUCGGGUUCCUCGUAUGGAGGGUCGCCCUCCCCAUCUAGCCCGCAAAACAGUCGGCCGCCUUCCCCUAAAUCGCCAGAUUCGGGUCAGUCACGGCCCCAUUCGCGCGGCUCUGUUGGAAGUAGCCCACCCAGAGCCGGGAAUCAAUCCAGAAGCAUUUCGCGUGAUAAUUCAGCUGGUCGGCCGUUUAAAGGGCCCAGAGGCCCCAGAAGUCCAGAGGAAUUACGCAACACACGCCAGGGCUCAGGCAGUGGCGACAAUGCUUCGGUCAGAUCGGCUAGUUCGGACGGUUCUAGAAAAUCGACCAGAAGUCGCGGAUCGCGUAAAUCCAAAGGGCGAAGCUCCAGCAGAUCGAGCUCCAGAGGCUCGGGGCCGACCAGAAGACGCAGUCGAAGCGGCAGCGACUCAGAUUCCAGUGUCAGCAGCGUGGAUUCAUCGUCCAGAAAAAACAAGGACAUAUCGCGAUCAGCCGACACCAAACCUGAAGAUAUUUCGGACGGUAGCAACAGCGACAUGGAGUCUGACCAGGAGAAGCCAGCAGUUCCAGUCGAGAAAGCCAAGAAACCGGACAUCAACAUCUCGCACGAGGAUCUCUCCGAUGUGUCCGACCUGGAGGAUUCCAUGGGGGGCACGUUCGAUGAGGAGGACGAAAUCCCCAAAGACAACAAGGAGGAGGCACAGAAAUCGAGUGAAACCGAAAAAGUCCUUGCCGACGAACUGAAAUCUGCGGCUGGCGAUAAGAAGGUGAGCGAAGCGUCGCUGGGCACGGCUCGUCCCGACGAAAACGAAGAACAGCUGGAUUUUGAAGCAGAAGAUGGCGAGUGUGACGACGUCAAGUCCAAGGAUGGCGACAAGGAGGAGAAGGAGGAGGGCGAAGAGGACGGCGAAGCCGUUCCGCCCAAAGAGGAGAAGGAACUUGAAGAGGGAGAGGUGUCGGACGAGGACGACGCCCGGCCGGAGGAGACUGAGCCAAGGCCAGUCUGUCGCUUCUUUUCUCGGGGCGCUUGUACUUGGGGCGCCAGCUGCAGAUUUCUCCAUCCAGGAGUUACCGACAAAGGUAACUACACAAUGUUCGAUAUGGUCAGACCAAUGUUGCCUGGCGAAUAUGGCAUGGGGCGAAUGGCAGACGAAAGGCUUUACAAGCCGGAGCCCCCGCUAGUAGAGUCGGCUUGGGAGCGCGGGUUGAGGACUGCAAAAGAGAUGCUAAAAAAAUCGAUGCGCCGAAAGGAGCAGGACAUCGACUUUGAGGAGAAGAAAAUGAACCUUAGCAUAGCUCAGGAGGAGUUCGACAAAGAGAACGGCUACUAUGGCAGAGUGCCGUCGCCGGAACCCCGAUAUGUGCGCCACCUACCGGAGUACAGCGUGCCAAGACCCCCACCAGAAGAAUACUACUCGCGCAGACCAAUAGUGUACGAGCCAGAGUAUGCGCCAAUCAGGCGCGAGCAUCCGCGGCCGUACCGCGAGAUGCCGCCACCCAGGGGCCCCCCACCCGAGUAUUACCCGCCCAAAUAUGAAGAGGAGCCGCCCCCAAGGCCCCACGAACGACCGGAGGUUCGGGAGCGCGAGCGAGAAAGACGGAAGCCAAAGCGCGAAGUGAUUGUGCAAAGGGCCGAAAAAGAGGAGCGCCCCGCUCGAGCUGACGACUGGCAGGAUCCGUGGAUGAGGUCGAAAUCGCCUGGACGCCGAAAAGACCGGAAGCGGUCGUACAGUUCUGGAUCGAGCUCGUAUAGCAGCAGGAGUUCGUCGCCCAGCAGCAAGAGCUCAUAUCGGUCUCGGUCCAGAUCAGCGUAUCGCAAGGAACGAUCGGGAUCGGUGCAGCGAGGUGGCAGACAUGUUUCCCCCUCAGUCAUCGUGUCUGAGAGGAAAGCAGCCAAUGAGCGUGCAGCUCUUAUGAAUCCUCCCGCCCCCAAGCGGCGGGCACCUUCACCAGGUAUGAUGCGGGUGAGUGCAGCGGCCAACCCACCAGCACCCUCACGAGAAGACAUCGGGCAAGCACGCAGCAAACUGGCGGUGGCCGCCGCUCUAGUUAGAGCCAAAGGCAAAAGCAAGCGCUCUGUAAAGUCCAGUUCCGGAUCCAGUUCGGGCAGCUCGAGUGAAUCGGACAGCAGCGAGUCGAGCUCGUCGUCCAGCCGCAGCAAUUCAACGCCGGUCCGCGACGCUCGCAAAGCCUCUGAGUUUGUUAAAGCGAUCGACGCGCUGAAAGGGGGCGCAAUCGGCAAAAAUAAGAUCAAACUCAACUUGAAGAACCCGCCGGGGGUGCGCAAAGCCGAGCCAAGGGAUGCACGGAAGGCGGAAGCGGCUGGUAAAAAGCGCGCGCCCACAUCGCCGCCACAGGGCGACGUCAAAGCGAAAAAGGCGACUUCCAGAAGGGAGGAGUUGUUGAAACAGCUGAAGGCUGUUGAGGACGCAAUAGCGAAGAAGCGCUCGAAGGUUUAGAUGUUGUUACUGAUUGGUUGCGGUAAGGGAUGUUUCUUUAUGCCUUAGUAUGUAGUCAGUAGCGGGAUUGUGAGCGGUUUGCAUUUAAGCAGGAAAGACUUUGAAACCUGUGGGUAAGCUUGCUUGAUUGAUUAAGUCAACUUUAGGUUUAAGAUUACUUAUGAACUCAUACGUUUUGCAACUUCGUAGAACCCAUGAACUCAUUCGCUCGUCAAUCGCACAAUGUCAUUGUUAGAUCUAGCUGUUAAUUGCAUCAACUAUUGCAUUAGAUGCCUUUCAGCAAGGAAGUACCGAAUCUACUUACUUUUAAGGCCGAUCAUAAUUUAGGAUUUUUUCUAUCCUAUUAAGAGCCGAUUGGGAAUCAUUAAACGUACUUAUAAUUGGAAAA
Dendroctonus ponderosae (mountain pine beetle) is the source of this 4164-nucleotide messenger RNA. Its product is annotated as zinc finger CCCH domain-containing protein 18. NCBI's taxonomy places the organism in Eukaryota, Metazoa, Arthropoda, Insecta, Coleoptera, Curculionidae. The record is from RefSeq and is a predicted model, not a curated record. The transcript has 13 exons. Gene Ontology annotation, molecular function: metal ion binding. The coding region runs from base 1056 to 3776 and encodes 906 amino acids.